AUGGCAACUUCUAGAGAUGACGACAAGAUCGAAGCUGAUGAUGAAUUUGAGCACCAUGAGGAUGAUCCGGAAUCGACCCAAGAUAUUGAGGAAUCCAUGGAUACCGAUUCUGAUGUGGAUAUGGAAUACCAAGGUGGUGUAGAAGAGAUGAUUGAUAACGCUGUCAUGGCUGUGUGGGAUGGAGCCAUUGAAUCAGCGGUGCCGAAUGCCAUCUUGCAAGCCGCCAAAGCUGUGAAGUUGUAA
Molecule: messenger RNA, 243 nt
Organism: Lichtheimia ornata
Lineage: Eukaryota; Fungi; Mucoromycota; Mucoromycetes; Mucorales; Lichtheimiaceae
Exons: 2
Coding region: 1-243 (80 amino acids)
Source: RefSeq, a predicted model, not a curated record